Saccostrea echinata is the source of this 2071-nucleotide messenger RNA. RefSeq lists its product as uncharacterized. The transcript has 2 exons. Bases 373 to 1176 code for a protein of 267 amino acids. NCBI's taxonomy places the organism in Eukaryota, Metazoa, Mollusca, Bivalvia, Ostreida, Ostreidae. The record is from RefSeq and is a predicted model, not a curated record.
ACAGAGAAGUUAGCAAAUCAUGUGUAACUCGUAUGGAGUUUUAGGACAAAGUUAAGAAAUCAUAUCAAAAUCACAAACUUUUAGCAGUUAAAGUUAACGAAUCAUUUCAAACUCAUGUUCCUUUGUUUUCUAAGUUAAUGGCACAUGCCAGAAUCACAAGAAAAUCAUAGCAGACCCAUAGCCAAGAAACAAACCACAUCAGGAUCAUACUUCCUUAUUUGUCAUCUAUGAUUUCUGUAUGAUCCAUUUAAUGGAUCAUGUCUAAAUCAAAGUUCAAAAUCAUGAAUUUGUGAGUUUGAUAUGAUUUUUAUGUGAUUUUGGCAUGAUUUGUUAAAAAAAGUUUUUGUUUGGGCAGGUGAAGAGAAUGUAGCAAUGGUGGGUGAAGACUGUUGCGGGACCAAUGCGUACAGUAUUGUAAAACAGUUUUGUUGUAACAAAACUGGCAAAUAUACCGUCAUCAACAAAACUUCCAGUCUUAAUAAAUCUUUAAAUGGUGAAUCUAAGUGUCCAGGCUAUCGAUUUGCCAUUAAAUGCGGCAAAACACAACUGAACGGUAAGAAGGAACCGUGUUGUAACAGUAGAGUAUCUAAGAAUGACCACUUAAAUGGUCAGACUGUCUGUUCUCAGCUGGAAGAGAAUACAUCACGCAAUCAAACUAUGACUGAAAGAAGGAAAACCAGAAAUCGAGUUCGACAUGGAAUCUGUCGCAUAUGCAGUCUAAAUACCAACUCAUUAUUGAGUCUCAUCAAGAAACAAAAGGUGUCAGUUUGCCGUAAAAAAGUAAUUCUGUUGGCUGUUGAUACAAGCAAUAGAAUCGGGAGAUACUGGAUGCUGAAUGUUACAGCUUCUUAUCCGAACUCUACAAGAGAAGGAUCAGCAGAAUUCAACCUGAAAGUACUGCUACCUUGUACUAAGUGCUCGAAACUCCAAUCGAAAGUCACAAAUUAUUUGUUACUAACUCAAAGUAGAGUAGUUCCUGGUAAACUACUGCGACUGGGAGACAGCGACUUUCUCUUUCCAAACAAAACAACCAAAACAGAUACGUAUCUUCGUAUUACAAAUCAGCAAGCUAAAUGUAAGGAUAAUCGAAAUGUAUUUGUCAACGCGCUCAAAAAGAGAAUGCGAAAGGGACUAAAAAAGUUUCUAAAAGAACUUUUUCAGUUCAAACUCCGAUAGGUGAUUAUUGCUUGAUAAUUUAAAGGUGUGUGUUUGAAGCCAAAGUGAAAAGUACUUAACGGUUUUAAAUGAAUGCAUGUCUUUAAUUGCUCUAAGCUCCAUGGAGUAUUUUCUUUUUGAUAAACUUUCAACUUCAAAUUAUUCCAAUUGAUUGGUCGUUUAUUUACGGAACAUCCCUUGAGAAGUUUUCACUCAUGCCUCACUGAACAUCCCUUGAGAAGUUUUUACUCAUGCUACGAAUUGAAAGUCCUCAAAUUCAGACCCUUACUAGUCACUUACACUAUACGGCCGUUGAGUUGUGAGGGAUCUUUUUCAUGCAAGCUCCUACUGCGACACGAGACUCUGGUUUAUACGUUCUCAUUUGAAGGACCGCUCUCUAUGUCUCAUACAUGUAGGAUUGGAAUCCGUAUCGUAAUCGUGAGGAUCGAUGCCUUACGCUAUGAACCUUGAACGAAACAAUCUAACCACUGCACAACUCAAAAUAUUGUGUAAAAUCAUAAAGUCGAACAUUUGUAAUACGAACAAGGGAUUUUGAAUAUCUGGAUGUCCUCUUUGUAAGUUAGUUGUAUUUCCCAUCAAUAAUUUAUAUUCUACAAUAAAAACUCGGAUAUGUCAACAUGUGGAAUUCUUGAAUUAUUCGAAAGGCACACAUUUUCUCUGGUCAUAUACAUUUCGUAGGCUAAUUUACUACAUGAUCCAGAUAAACAAUUCAACUCCUUUUUAAAAGUAUUUUGUGCCUGGGGUUUUGCGAAUCUUUAUUUGUUAUCAUUGGACAUAUAUACAGCCUUUUCUUUAUUUAUUCAUGUAUUUCUUUAUUUUAGCUAUGGAUCUCAUAUUAUUCUUUUAAAGAACUAAUUUGUUUUCGCAUCUCUGUGUAUUUUUUUAUUUAAUUGUA